Molecule: messenger RNA, 1065 nt
Organism: Ornithodoros turicata
Lineage: Eukaryota; Metazoa; Arthropoda; Arachnida; Ixodida; Argasidae
Exons: 1
Coding region: 1-1065 (354 amino acids)
Molecular function (GO): nucleic acid binding; zinc ion binding
Source: RefSeq, a predicted model, not a curated record
AUGGCACCCCCGACGACUCCAGGAACUUCUCCGCAGUUGGACUCUGCUCCGACAACGGCGUCAAGGUUCAUCGGCCCGGGACCAUUCGAUCCCGAGAAUGAAGACUGGGGAUUGUAUCAGAUCCGUCUUCAAGCGUGCCUCGACGUUUCCGGAAUUGUAUCAGAUGUCGACAAAAGGAACACCCUGAUUGCGCUUUUGGGGCAGGGGACUUUCAAGAUAUUGUACUCGUUAGUCCAACCCAACAAGAUCACCGAGGUGCCUUUCGUCGACCUCCUGAAGAAGUUAGACGCUCAUUUUCCCCCGAAGCGCUUAAAGGAAUUCGAACGUGCGAAGUUGUUCUCCGCGCACCAGGAGGAGCACGAGACACCGACGACAUUCCUUGCAAGGCUUAGGUCAAUCAUAUCAUUUUGUCAGUAUGAAAAGGAAUCUGACCCACGGGCCUGUUUUUUACUCACUGCAUUCAUUGUUGGUCUGCGGGACCAACGUAUUAGAGCACGCUUAGUCCAGGAAACUGACCUCGACAUCAACAAAGCGUUGAAUAUUUCUGAAAGUUGUCUGAGGGCCGAACAGGAAUCUCGUCAGUUGGAUGGGAAGACGUCAGCUUCAUCUACCUUAAGCACCGUCAGCAAAGUGCGAAGUGGCGGCGACCGACCGCAAGAAAGGUGUUUCCGCUGCGGUAACACUAACCAUUCAGAAGCGUCCUCUCGUUUCAACAAAGAGCGGUGCAGGGCUUGUAACCGAAUGGGUCAUAUCGAACGCAUGUGUCCAACGAAGAAGAGACAGACUGCUCGAACAGUUUCUUCCCGCCGCUCUGUGAAAACAAUUAAGAGUGUCUUGGCUGUUGGACACGAGCAGGAGGCUUUAACGUGUAUCAUCGACGGAAUACCGAUUCAAGUACAAGAGGACACUGGCUCCUAUUACACUAUCUUGGGUGAAGAUGUUUGGCUCAAGCUGGGAAAGCCUAAAUUGGAUCCAGCUCCUCAGAAACUCAAGGUCCUCACCGACCACAGGAUACCGUUAAACGGCCAACGUUUGGUCAACGUAACUGUUGCCGGCGAAACAUAA